Molecule: messenger RNA, 2049 nt
Organism: Linum trigynum
Lineage: Eukaryota; Viridiplantae; Streptophyta; Magnoliopsida; Malpighiales; Linaceae
Source: the annotation of a GenBank genome assembly
CGCUUAUCACUUGCUGCUAGACUGACGGUCUCCAGAUCGGUGAUUGCCUCGCUUCCGACCUACCAUAUGCACACGGAACUCAUUCCCAAAUGAAUGUGCGCAUCGCUCGAUCGUGUAAACAGAGAUUUUGUCUGGGGAGAAGGAGAUACUAGAUCGCGGCUACAUUUGGUGGCAUGGGACAAGAUGGUGCUUCCUAAGAGUCAAGGUGGAGCAGGUCUUCGCUCAAUCCAGAAAGCAAACAUGGUUAUGCUCGCCAAAAGUGGGUGGAGACUGAUCAAAGAAAAAGAUGCAUUGUGGACUCAGGUUGUUAAAACCAAGUAUGGGAGCUCCAAAGAAAACUUGGAUCUGCUUCGACCAGUUCAGGGAAGUUCCUUUACCUGGAAAAGCCUAGCUGCGGCCUCUACGCUUUUGAGAAGCGGUUGUGCGUGGAAUAUUAAGAAUGGUACUGCCACUAAAUUCUGGCUUGAUCCUUGGAUUUUGCAGGGACCGCUGAAGGACAUGGCGCUUGAGGAGAUUCCGGCUGAACGCUUAGAAGAAAUGGUAGCAGACCUGACCAAUGAGGAUGGCAUGUGGUGCACAGAGCGCUUCGCAGGCUUACUUCCCAUGGAUAUUCAGGACAAGAUUACAAGCGCAGCUGUGGAUAAAUUCUCAACCGAGAAAGAUACCCUUUUCUGGACUCUAUCUUCUAAUGGGAAGUUCUCCACCAAAACUGCCUAUGAGUCUCUUCUACCGCUUGGUACUGACUCGGAUGCGAAGUUUUGGAAGCUCAUUUGGAGUCUACCUAUUCCCGAGCGGGUUCGCUGUUUUGUUUGGCUUACUUGUUUGGGGAAGCUUGCGACAAAUGCCCUCCGCUUCUCCAGGAAGUGUGCUCCUUCUCCGAACUGUGCUCGCUGUAAUGGGCAGCGGGAGACAAUUAUUCAUAUCCUUAGAGACUGCCCUCCUGCCAGCUUCCUGUGGACCAGACAUGUCCCUAGCAACAAGCAGCAACGGUUUUUCACUUCAACCACUGAAGAUUGGCUUCGCUUGAAUCUAGCUGACGUAGAGGAGGUGUCCCAGGGAAUCCCGUGGUCAACCUUCUUCAGUAUUGCAGUGUGGAUUAUCUGGAAAAACAGGAAUGAUCUUUGUUUCAAGGGCAUAUCCUCCACUCUCACUGCCCCGUCUCUUGCUCAUUCUGUUAUGGCAAAGGUCAGGCUAUGGCACGCAGCUUGGAUAGCCCCAUCCCUGCUGCCUGGUUUGAGAUCUGCUCCUCCCAGCAGGGUUAUGGCUGAUAUUUCCUGGGAUCCGCCGCGGGGCGGGUGGAUGAAACUCAACCUGGAUGGAGCUUCCAAUGGCAAUCCCGGUCUAGCUGGAGCUGGCGGGGUUUUGAGAGAUGAUAGUGGCAGGUGGAUCUCCGGCUUCGUGGCAAAGGUUGGCGAGGCCUCAGCCGCCUUGGCCGAAUUAUGGGCCUUCCACUACGGUUUGGAUAUAGCUUGGAAAUCCGGAUGCCGAGCUCUUUUGGUUGAAUCCGAUUCCCAGCUUGCUAUUCAGUUGAUCAAUGACAGGCACGAUCCAGUUCAUCCGUAUGCUACUUUGUUGUCCUCUAUCCGCAGGCGAAUCAGUAGGGACUGGUUGGUGCGUAUAUCUCAUGUAUACCGUGAAGGGAAUAGAGUCGCGGAUUGGCUCUCGAAGCACAGUCUCGUCUAUCCCUAUGGGGUACAUGAGCUAGCGCACCCUCCAGCCGGUCUGCUCUCCAUUCUGCGGGAUGAUGUUCAGGGUGUUGCCUUUCAAAGGCGGGUUGUAAUUCCUUCCUCCUCCCCUCCCCUCUCCUUCCCUCCCCUGUAACCUCUCUGUUCUUGGCUUUGCCUCCCUUUAUGCAAAAAAAAAAAAAAAAUACAAGAGUUUUGCUUAUACGACUUAUAAUACUUUUCAUUCUUCCCUCACCUCCAUUUACCCACUUUUGUCACUCGAUUCCUACUAUGAAUGACCAUAUGCAUGGCAGAUCUGUCGAAGAAAUAACUAGCAUUAAUAAGAUCCCGAUGUCGACAGAAAUAAUAAAUGGAAUUGUAAUGU